Messenger RNA from Bubalus bubalis (water buffalo), 3706 nucleotides. RefSeq names its product zinc finger protein 394 (gene ZNF394). The transcript is spliced from 3 exons. Bases 1773 to 3701 code for a protein of 642 amino acids. Gene Ontology annotation, biological process: regulation of transcription by RNA polymerase II. Gene Ontology annotation, molecular function: DNA-binding transcription factor activity, RNA polymerase II-specific; RNA polymerase II transcription regulatory region sequence-specific DNA binding. Gene Ontology annotation, cellular component: nucleus. The record is from RefSeq and is a predicted model, not a curated record. NCBI's taxonomy places the organism in Eukaryota, Metazoa, Chordata, Mammalia, Artiodactyla, Bovidae.
GGCAACCCACUCCAGUAUUCUUGCCUGGGAAAUCCCACAGACAGAGGAGCCUGGCAGACUACAGUCCUUGGGAUCACAAAGAGUCAGACACAGCUGAGCAUGAAACACACACACAUGUAGCUUAGAUAAUUCUUCAUUUCUUAAAUAAUGCAGAUGAUUUAAUGUAAAUGUUAAACUAAAGUAUGCGUGUGCUAAGUUGCUUUAGUUGUGUCCGACUAUUGCCUAUAUAUUUAACCCAAUUUUAAAUUAAAAUAUGUCUUCAGUCCACAUGGACUUUUAAAACUUAAUCUUUUCUGUGAAGCCUUUUACUGUACACUCCCCAUCAGGCAUGGUUGUUUAUUUCCAUCUCUGCUUAUACAAAUAGAUGCUGCAUACACCUCAAAGUAUUGCAUUUACCACACUGUCCUGUAAUUUAAGUGUCUGUCUCCAUUAGGAGACUGUGAGCAACUUGAGGACAGGGAAUAUAUCUUCACAGUUUUGCAUCUAUAGUGUCAACUGUGAUGCCUUAGCAUGUAGAAGACACUCUGUCUUGCCUAAGUGUAACCGAUGGAUCAAUGACCACUUUAUUGUACAACUGGAACUUUUAACUUUCCCUGAAACCAAAUUUAUACAACUUUCUUCACAGAUAAUUUGUUAAGAAUGACAUUCUUUCUUUUGGUUAUUCUCAAAUAAAAGUGAUGUUUAUUAAACAUAGAAACAAUUGAAUGGUACAUAUUUUUAUCACAUAUACAAUUUUUCAUAUACAGUUAUUGUUUUAAAUUUAUUUUACUAUCAUAUAAAACAUACUUUUAAAACAUAAGACAUAUAAUUUGAUAAAUAUAUUCUCCAGCUUAGUAUAAAUGUUUAACAUGGUGAUGAGCCAACUUUGAGAAGAAAGUUGCUACAAAGCUAAGGCAUGUGAUUGCUUUUGAAUGAUUUUUUUUUUUCAAAAUUUUGAUUAUGUAUUUCAUACAAAGGAAUGCAAGUGAAAAACAGGUUUGAUAUUUUUCUUUUCUUUUUUUCCCUCUUUGAAACAAUAAGAUUCCUUCUCAUACUUAAUCUAAAGAUGAAAGAUUGUCAAUUCAAAAGGAAUGACAUUUAUUUUUAAAGGAGGAAUAUCUGCAACCUUAAGGACUGUAAGCUCCACACUACAAGGUGAAAGUGAAAGUCGCUCAGUCGUGUACGACUCUUCGUGUCCUCCUCUUUGCGAUCCCAUGGACUGUAGUCGGCCAGGCUCCCCUGUUCAUGGAAUUCUCCAGGCGAGAAUACUGGACUGGGUAGCCGUUCCCUUCUCCAGGGGAUCUUCCCAACCCAGGGACUGAACCCAAGUCUCCCGCAUUGCAGACGGUUUCUUUACCGUGUGAGCCACCAAGAGUACCUCUGGAAAAGGUUAAAGAUAACAAACCACAGAGAUGCACAUCACUCUUCCGAGGAGCCUAGAGGGGCCCCGGAAAUGCCCCGAGGGGUGGGCACCGCAGGGAGCCGGUGACGCACUUCCGACUCGGGCUGUUCGUAAUUUUUUGUCGCGGGAUUUGACAGCUUCAGGUAGGGUGUCGCAAAGAGUCGGACACGACUGAGCGACUGAACUGAACUGAACUGAACUGAGGUAGGGUAGCGGUUUCUGGGUAGGAGGAGUCUGGGAGGGGCUCGGGGAGGUGGGAUCUCGUUUAGGACCCGACAGUCGGCAGCCGCUUCUUUGGGGAGAUCCGAUGUGUUCUGCGGCUUCUUGCUGGGUUUACUGUCACCUCAGCUGAAGGUGGAACUCCGGGAAAGUGCGCACGAGCGAGAGAAGGAUGAGUUGGAGCUGGACCGCAAGUCAAAGCACGAUCGCCCCUCCGGCCCUAGGUGAUGGACUUUGGACAGUGAAAGUGGAGGAAGACUCCCUCGGAAGUGGGGAGUCCGACCGGCCCUGGGACUGUCCGGAUCCCGAAACUUUCCGAUGUCAUUUUAGGCAGUUCCGUUAUCAGGAGGUGGCUGGACCGGAAGAGGCGCUGAGCCGGCUCAGGGAACUUUGUUGUCGAUGGCUGAGGCCAGAGGUGCACUCGAAAGAGCAGAUCCUGGAGCUGCUGGUGCUGGAGCAGUUCCUGACUAUCCUGCCCCAGGAGAUCCAAGCCUGGGUGCGGAAGCACUGCCCGCAGAGCGGGGAGGAGGCGGCCGCCCUGGUGCGGUCUCUUCAGAGGCAGCCUGCUGGGACCUCACGCCAGGGGUUGGUGACAGUCCAGGAUGUGGCCGUGUCUCUAACCUGGGAGGAGUGGGAGCGUCUGGACCCAGCACAGAAGCACUUCUUCAGGGAGAGUGCACCGAAGGAUCAUGGAAAUGCAGUCUCACCAAGUUCGGAAACCAGAAUUGAGAACAAAGAGUUGAUUCCAAAGCAAGAAAUUCUAGAAGUGGAGCUUCAAGGGCAGCUACAAGGAUUUCAGGAGAAGGCUCCCCUAUCUUCUGAGUGUGGUGAUGCCCAGGACAGGAGAGAGAAGUCCUUGGGAGACCCCUCAUCGCUAAAACGUGAAAAUUCUCCUGAAGAUCAGGGAGUCACCCACAUCUCAGAUCUCAGGAAUGGUCCCAGCGAAGAAGGAGACGUCAAAAACAAAGAAUUCAGGACCAGUGCUGAGAGUUCAGACUUUGUUCCUGGUCAGUACGUCCCAACAGCAAGGAGACCCGUCACUGGGGAUGAAUAUGGGAACAACUGCCAACACAGGUUAGACAUAGUGAAACCUCAUGAAUCUCUCAACAGUGAGGAAAAUCGCCAUCAUUCGGGCCUAUUUGAGACUCAGAGGUGGUUCCAUGAAGAAAGACCUUACACAUGUGACAGCUGUGAGAAGAGCUUCAAACAGCGUUCCGACCUCCUUAAACACCAUCGAAUCCACACUGGGGAGAGGCCCUAUGGGUGUUCUGUGUGUGGGAGGCGCUUCAGUCAGAGCGCCACCCUCAUUAAACACCAGAGGACACACACCGGUGAGAAGCCGUACACGUGUCCCAAGUGUGGGGACAGCUUCCGACAGAGCUCAAAUCUCAGUCGACAUCAGAGAACCCACCUGGGGGAGAAGCACUAUACCUGUAACAACUUCAGGGAAACCUGCCACACCUCCAGCCAUUUUAGUCAGCAGAGGACACACAAUGAGGAGCGACCCUACUUGUGUGAGGAGUGCGACAAGAGCUUCAAACGCUGCUCCGACCUCUCCAAACACCAGAGGAUCCACACCGGCGAGAAGCCCUACGGGUGUCCUGUGUGUGGGAGGCGCUUCAGUCAGAGCGCGACCCUCAUUAAACACCAGCGGACACACACCGGAGAGAAGCCCUACACGUGUCCCAGGUGUGGGGACAGCUUCCGACAGAGCUCACACCUCAGCCGGCAUCAGAGAACCCACCUAGGGGAGAAGCACUACACGUGUAAGGAGUGCGGGGAGAACUGCCGCACCUCCAGUCGUUUUAGACACCAGAGGACACACAAGGGGGAGCGACCCCACACGUGUGAGGAGUGCAACAAGAGCUUCAAACGCUCUUCCGACCUCUCCAAACACCAGAGGAUCCACACCGGCGAGAAGCCCUACGGGUGUUCUGUGUGCGGGAAGCACUUCAGUCAGAGCGCGACCCUCAUUAAACACCGGAGAACUCACACCGGAGAGAAACCUUACAGAUGUCUCGACUGUGGGGGCAGCUUCAGACAGAGCUCACACCUCGUCCGACACCAAAGAAUCCACAGAAAUAAAGUCCCAUCAUUUUGACCUGC